Molecule: messenger RNA, 775 nt
Organism: Rhinichthys klamathensis goyatoka
Lineage: Eukaryota; Metazoa; Chordata; Actinopteri; Cypriniformes; Leuciscidae
Exons: 4
Coding region: 8-775 (255 amino acids)
Source: RefSeq, a predicted model, not a curated record
GCAAAUAAUGAAAUCAGGCAAGUAUACUGUAAACAAAGUUACUAAAGGAACAACUGGAUCACAAACAGAGAGACUCUGGCAGGAUGAAGGAAAAGCUAGAAUGUGCAGAGGAAGCAGGUGUUUGGUGUUGAUGACAGUGUGUCUCGGGCUCAUGUGUGUUCUUCUGCUGGUCUUCAUCACACUGCAGCACAUCUGCAUCACAGCAGAGAGAGACCUGUUACAGAGUUACAAGAACACAGUUGAAGAGUUCAAUCACACUAUCAACAGCUUACAGGACAAGAACACUGAUCUAAUGACUGAAAAAGACCAACUGAAGAACAACUUCAACUCUUUGAGUCAGAAGAAACUGGAGCUGGAGACCAGAGUCAAUGAUCUCAGUGCUGAGAAAAGUCAGUUACAGAAAAGUUUUAACUCUUUGAGUCAGAAGAAACUGGAACUGGAGACUGAACUAGGGAAGAUAUCUACACAAGUUCCCUGCUACAACUACACUGUGCUGGACAAUCCAUGGAGAUCCAUCAAUAAUACACACAUCUACUCCUCCUCCUCCUCCUACAACUGUGACGCGUUUAUCUCCUGGAGCGGCUGGUAUCGUCUCUUCAUUAACAACACUAGCGCUCGUAUCCCAGACACGUGUGUUGCUCAGGACAGUUGUGGCACUGAUAUCCCACUGUGGAUCCGUGGUGGACACCCUACAGUAACAGAUGGAGUCGUCACUCGAGAUGUCUGCGGUCACUAUGGCAGUUACGCUGGGAGUUACUGCUGCUAUUUCGGGUAA